AUGUCUCAUUCUCCUCCUCAAAUUCAGUCAGUGGCUUCCUUAACUUCCUCGCUCGAGAGCUCGACGGUCUCGGAAACGUCUUUCUAUCUCAGAACUUCAUGUCAGUUCGAUUUCCUUUCGAACGUCUUCUCGUCCCUGAGAUCCUUCCACACCAAACUCGUCAUUUUGGCCCAAAAGCUAAAGCUACGGGUCGGAGAAAAAUGGCUCGACGAGUACAUGGACGAGACCUCCCGCCUUUGGGAGGCCUGCCACGUCAUCAAGUCGGGCGUGUCCAACAUGGAAGCCUACUGCUCGAGCGGCGCCAACUUGGCAACUUUUCUCGACGAUCAUCACCGAAUAUUUGUUAACAAAUACAACGGCUUCCAAGGCGCGCUUUACGCCCUGAAAAACGCAAACACGCUUCUUCUCGCCAUACUUCUGAGCGGGCUCGUCUACUUCUGGCCCGAGACCAGCUUCUGCCGAGAGAACAACCAAGAAGAGAUUGUAAGCCCGUUUAUCGGCUCCAACUUCGUGGCCUCAAGCGCCAGUCUGCACGACAGGAUUGUGACUGUGGUAGCCUGUCUCGGGCUUGAGCCCGGAGUCGUUCUUUUUGAGCUUUGGGCCGCAAAGUUUGCGUUGGACGAACUGAAAAUGACGAUCAAGAGUACGGAUAUCGGAUAUGAGAGCGAAAUUGGUAUCGAUAUAAACAAAAGAGUCAAUGUGGGGCAGAGGGGAUAA
Striga asiatica is the source of this 717-nucleotide messenger RNA. Lineage: Eukaryota; Viridiplantae; Streptophyta; Magnoliopsida; Lamiales; Orobanchaceae. The record is from the annotation of a GenBank genome assembly.